Messenger RNA from Andrographis paniculata, 579 nucleotides. RefSeq names its product cell wall / vacuolar inhibitor of fructosidase 1-like. The transcript has a single exon. Lineage: Eukaryota; Viridiplantae; Streptophyta; Magnoliopsida; Lamiales; Acanthaceae. The coding region runs from base 1 to 579 and encodes 192 amino acids. Gene Ontology annotation, molecular function: enzyme inhibitor activity. The record is from RefSeq and is a predicted model, not a curated record.
AUGACCAAGUGCAUGAAGAACUUGAUUAUAUUGCUAAUUAGCUCUCUGAUUCUGACUUGGAACCCAAUCCACUCUUCAUCAUCAUCUGCCCAUGCGAAUGCAAUACUAUCAUCCCAAUCCCAAUCCCAAUCCCAGAAUAACAAUCAUAAUGCCGGGCUGAUCGAGUCUACGUGCAAGAGCUCCGACAGCUACUCGCUCUGCGUCUCCACUCUGGAGGCCGACGGCAGGAGCGCCAACGCCUCCGACGCCAGGCAGCUGGCCCAGAUUCUGGUGGACGCCGUCAGAGCCAAGGCGGAGCAGGCCCUCUACAGCCUCCGGCAGCAGCCGUCGGUGCAGCAGUGCUCGGCAGCCUACAGGAGCAUCCUGGACGAAGAUGUGCCCAAGGCCCAGCAGGGCCUGCAGACUGGGAACCCGCAAUUGGCCGGUGAGGGGAUGGCCGACGCGGCCGCAGCUGCUGCGGCCUGUCAGCACUCGCUCGUCUCGGCCUCAGGCAAUAAGCAGUCGGUGCUGAGCGUGGUGAGCCAGGUGGUGCGUGCCGUCGCCCAGAUCGCCAGGUCCAUCAUCACCAGCGUCCUCUAG